Phodopus roborovskii (desert hamster) is the source of this 1404-nucleotide messenger RNA. It is a transcript of the gene Dmac2, whose product is annotated as distal membrane arm assembly component 2. NCBI's taxonomy places the organism in Eukaryota, Metazoa, Chordata, Mammalia, Rodentia, Cricetidae. The transcript has 5 exons. The record is from RefSeq and is a predicted model, not a curated record. The coding region runs from base 15 to 785 and encodes 256 amino acids.
ACGUCACCGGCAACAUGGCGGCGCCCAGGGCGUUCCUGCGCCUGGGUGCCCGUGAAUGGAAUGGGAGAGCCAGGGGCAUCCAUAGUGCAAGCAAAUCGGGGACCCCAGACAGCAAUCAGAAGGAAAGAACGCUGUUCCAGUUCCUGUCUGAUCACUUCCAUGACGUCCAGGCUCUGAGAGAGUACCUGCUCCGGAAGAAGGUUUCUAGAGUGACCUGGAACAAUCGGUCUUUCCCUAACAUCCAGGAGAAAUACGGCCCGUAUGUCACAGGUGCCCUCUUCAUCCUGAAGCAAGGAGGCGCAGUGAAGUUUCAAGACAAGGAGUGGAUCCGUCCAAAUGAGCGUGGCAACUUCCCUAUCGAGUUCCUGAAGCUGCAGGAGGUGCCUGUGGAGGCUGUGGAUGCCAGUGGCUGUGCCAUCAACUACCAGGGCAUGAGUAACCUCCUGCCCCUGCAGAAACUGCGGUCCCUGUCCCUGCAGCGCUGCCCCAAUGUGGAUGACUGGUGCCUCAGCCGCCUCUACCUGCUGGCUGACUCACUGCAGGAGCUCUCGCUAGCUGGGUGUCCCCACGUCUCAGAACGGGGCCUGGCCUGCCUCCACCACCUCCAGAACCUCCGCAGGCUGGACAUCUCAGACCUCCCUGCCGUGUCCCACCCAGCCCUAACUCAGAUCCUGGUAGAAGAGAUGUUGCCCCAUUGUGAGGUCCUUGGCACUAACUGGGCCCAGGGCCUGAAGCUGGAGCCAGACCGGCAGCCUGGGGACACACCUAGCCCCGUCUCUCCCUAGCCUGUGGCCCCAGUCUUGCAGGACCUUGCGGGGCUCUGUAGAGUGUGAUGUCUCCUCACCCUGGCUCCCAAUGGGGUUCAUUCAACACAAAGGAUUGCUGUGAAAUAAGAACGCCGAGUCAGGGGACUGACUGGUGUUUGCCUGCAGCUGGCCAACAGCCAUGCUGUGGCAGACAGUCCUCCAUGCCCAGCUGUUCCCAGCUCCUGUUUCUCCUUAUCCUGUUCAUCAAGAACAUCCACUCCCCUAACUGUCACAUACAUGUCAGCAGGGACUGGGCCUGACAGGAGAUGGUGCUGGCCCUUUACAGUGCCGGUUCCUCCUGGUGCAGGGCUGCUCAGCGCCACAGUUGGCCAGCAUCCUUGCCCACACUCAUUAAAGGCUGGCAGCACCCCAAGCCCCGUGGCGACGCCUAUUGAUGAACUGACUUACCUUCAAGUGUAGUGUCCUGCUCUGUGAAAAUGAUGAAUGGUUGGGGAAAUGUUCUCUUAGCCGCACAACAGACUUCGUCAGCAGAGGGCACUGGAGAGACCCCAAGGGGAAGGCCAGGGUUACCAGUGACUCUUAUGGCUCCAAUGCGCCAUGCAAGUGUAUGAUUCUUUAUAUUAAACUUUCCCUGUUU